Molecule: messenger RNA, 2473 nt
Organism: Melanotaenia boesemani (Boeseman's rainbowfish)
Lineage: Eukaryota; Metazoa; Chordata; Actinopteri; Atheriniformes; Melanotaeniidae
Product: AP-2 complex subunit mu-A
Exons: 13
Coding region: 203-1531 (442 amino acids)
Biological process (GO): clathrin-dependent endocytosis; intracellular protein transport
Cellular component (GO): cytoplasmic vesicle; AP-2 adaptor complex
Molecular function (GO): clathrin-cargo adaptor activity
Source: RefSeq, a predicted model, not a curated record
CCGCGGUCGUGCGUAAGGACGGCGGGUCAGCUGACCGCUAUCAGACGACCAGCGGAAUUAGCGGGUGUGUGAACAAGGAUCCUGCUGGAAAUACAUCUAUAUAUUCCAGUUAAACGGGAAGCGGGAGGCUGGUGACGUUCGUAAGAGAACCAGGGAGGUGUUAGGUUUCACCAUGGCAAGUUGGGAUUGAGAGGCAGCCACAAUGAUUGGAGGACUCUUCAUCUACAACCACAAGGGGGAGGUCCUCAUCUCCCGCGUCUACCGAGAUGACAUAGGGCGUAAUGCCGUGGACGCGUUCCGUGUGAACGUGAUCCACGCCCGGCAGCAGGUUCGAUCCCCAGUGACAAACAUUGCCCGCACCAGCUUCUUCCAUGUCAAGCGCUCCAACAUCUGGUUGGCAGCUGUCACCAAGCAGAAUGUCAACGCCGCCAUGGUGUUUGAGUUCCUUUACAAAAUGUGUGACGUGAUGACGGCCUACUUUGGCAAGAUCAGCGAGGAAAACAUCAAGAACAACUUUGUGCUCAUCUAUGAGCUGCUGGAUGAGAUCCUGGACUUUGGCUACCCCCAGAACUCAGAGACUGGAGCCCUGAAGACCUUCAUUACUCAGCAGGGCAUUAAGGGACAGCAUCAGACAAAAGAGGAGCAGUCUCAGAUCACUAGCCAGGUGACGGGGCAGAUCGGCUGGCGUCGUGAGGGCAUCAAAUAUCGCCGCAAUGAGCUCUUCCUGGAUGUACUGGAAAGUGUCAAUUUGCUCAUGUCUCCACAAGGCCAGGUUCUGAGUGCCCACGUGUCGGGCCGAGUCGUGAUGAAGAGCUACUUGAGCGGAAUGCCCGAGUGCAAGUUUGGCAUGAACGACAAGAUCGUCAUCGACAAGCAGGGCAAGGGAGGAGCGUCCGAUGAUGCAGGGAAGAGUGAAUUAGGGGGAGGAAGCGGGAAGCAGUCCAUAGCCAUCGAUGACUGCACUUUCCAUCAAUGCGUGCGUCUCAGUAAGUUUGACUCUGAGCGGAGCAUCAGCUUCAUCCCUCCUGAUGGAGAGUAUGAGCUCAUGAGAUAUCGCACCACUAAGGACAUCAUCCUGCCGUUCCGAGUUAUUCCUCUGGUCAGGGAGGUGGGCCGCACUAAAUUAGAGGUUAAGGUGGUCAUCAAGUCCAACUUCAAACCCUCGCUGCUGGCUCAGAAGAUUGAGGUCCGAAUCCCAACACCCCUCAACACCAGUGGCGUCCAGGUUAUUUGCAUGAAGGGAAAAGCCAAAUACAAGGCCAGUGAGAAUGCCAUUGUCUGGAAGAUCAAACGUAUGGCUGGGAUGAAGGAAUCUCAGAUCAGUGCUGAAAUUGAGCUGCUCCCCACCAAUGAUAAGAAGAAAUGGGCCAGGCCUCCCAUCUCUAUGAAUUUUGAGGUUCCUUUCGCUCCAUCUGGCCUGAAGGUGCGCUAUUUGAAGGUGUUUGAGUCCAAGCUCAACUACAGUGACCAUGAUGUCAUCAAAUGGGUGCGGUACAUCGGCCGCUCUGGCAUCUACGAAACUCGCUGCUGAAGUCCAACACCGCCAGGCAGCAAAUUGACCACUUCCCUCCCAUCAACCCUGUUGAGAAUUUUUUUUCUUCUUUCCUCUUUUGACUUUGUCUUCUUCCCUCAGUCCUUAUGACUUCCCUCCCUCCCUCAUUGUCCCUUCUUAACUAGGUGUUGGAGAUUGAAUUUACAUCGUUUAAAAAAAGUAAAAAAAAUAAAAUAAAAAAAGUAAAUAUGGUAUAAUGCACAGACAUAUGCAAAAUGUGAACCAUUGUAUCGUAUAUAUCUAGUAGUGAAGAGUAAAAUUGUAAACCAACUGGCGUCUGAAAGAAAAAGACAAGUGAUGCAGAGGCUCAGGGGGAGAGAGCUGGAGGCUCAAACGGAUGCCCUGUAGUGUUCAGUGUUAUUGUUCCACUAUCUGCUCUCUUCUUUAGAGGUCCCAUAUGCCAGUUAUCCCUUGUAAGAUGUUUAAUUGCUAUUGUGAUUUAAUCUAAAUCUGACAGUUCCUGUACACAGCUUACAUCCCUGUAGUGUCCCCUCUGAAUUAAUUAGCUGUUUUUGAACUGUUUGUGUACUUUGUCACUCAACAGGACAAGAAGCUGUAAUCAUUCCCAACACACUGAGCCUAUUUUGGGCUGUUGGAAAAAGAUAAAUAACUUUGUGCAAGCUGUUUUUGUACUUUCAAGCAUUUUUUUUUUUUCAGUUUUUCAUUCAAUAGUUAUUAAACCCCUGGCUGUUUGGAGGUUUGACUAUCAUCCUGAUGCGAUAGUUCUCAUACCCCUCCACCCUUCCAAUGUUUUAUAAGCACUAAAAUCCACUUUGUCACACUAUUUUUGAUGCAAAGAUCAGUCUCUGGAGUGUUUGCAGUGAGGUGAGGUCUCCCCCUGGUGUUUGCUUCACUGCAGUCUGCUUCUUAAUGUUUGUAGCCCUGGUGACCGUUCUGUCCAAUAAAAUCUAUGUAACCAAA